UGGAUCUGUAAACCCCGCCAUGCUGCCCCACUACCGCUGUGCCUCUAGAGGUAAGAUAUAUAUGCAUCCGGUAGCUACAGCUUAAGCAAUAUUUUGAACAACGAACACCAAUAUCGAAGCUUGAUAUCAUAUUGUCAAGCCAAUCAAUUUACCAAACAAGGAUAAUGGGAUCGCGAAGUAUCGAAAAGCAUAGAUGGUGGAAAGAGGCUGUCGUGUAUCAGGUUUACCCGUCAACCUUUCUUGACGCCAACGGAGACGGUUGGGGUGAUGUUCCCGGUAUCAUCUCCAAAGUACCUUACCUGAAAGAGCUCGGCGUGGACGUAGUAUGGGUUUCCCCAAUCUACAAGAGCCCGCAGGUAGACAUGGGAUAUGAUAUUUCAGAUUAUUAUGACAUAGAUCCAAAAUACGGCACUAUGGCAGAUGUAGAACGUCUCAUUGCUGAACUCAAGAGGCAUGGCAUGCAUCUCAUGAUGGAUAUUGUCGCCAACCACACAUCAGAUCAGCACCCGUGGUUUCUGGAAUCAAAAUCUGCCACGGACAACGCGAAACGCAACUGGUAUAUAUGGAAGAAAGGCAAAGUCGAUGCCGAAGGGAAUCCAGAACCACCAAAUAAUUGGUGCUCAAUUCUAAAGGACGGAAACAGCGGCUGGACUUAUGAUAAGGCGACUGAUGAAUGGUAUCUCUCAGUGUUUACUCCUGAGCAGCCCGAUCUAAACUGGGAACUCCCGGAAGUCCGACAGGCCGUCCAGGAAGUCAUGCGUUUUUGGCUGGAUAAGGGCGCAUCAGGAUUUCGCUUGGACGUCAUCAAUAUGAUUUCCAAACUCCAAACCUUCCCUGAUGCUGAUGUUACCCGGCCACAUGACAAGUAUCAGCCGGGUACGAAAUAUUUCGUCAACGGGCCUCGUCUACAUGAAUUUCUGAAAGAGCUCAAUCGAACAGUUUUCAGCAAAUAUGAUACAAUCACAGUUGGCGAAAUGCCCGCCGUGAGCGAUGAUGAUGAGAUUCUCAAAGUCGUCGGAAGUGACAGAGAAGAACUUAACAUGAUUUUCAUUUUUGACUUGGUGGAUAUUGAUAUUGAUAAAACGGAAUAUCAUCGCUUUAAUUGGAGACAAUAUCAGCCCAAGGAAUUUUUCGACAUAGUAAAGCGGUGGCAGCGGGUCAUGAUCGAGCGUGACGGUUGGAAUACAUUGUUCCUCGAGAAUCACGACAAUCCCAGAUCCGUUUCCCGUUAUCUGAGUGACAGCGACGAAUAUCGGGACAAAGCUGCGAAACUACUCGCUCUGCUGCAAACGACGCUCAGCGGCACCGUAUAUGUCUACCAGGGAGAGGAAAUAGGCAUGAAGAAUGCUCCGCUAAGCUGGGAUCCAAAGGAAUACAAGGAUGUGGAAUCGAUUUCCUUCUGGGAGAAAAUUAACAAGCUUUAUCCCGGUGACUCCCAAAAGCUCGACGAAGCCAGACGUCUUUUGCAGCUCAAGGCUCGUGAUCAUGCGCGAACUCCUGUUCAGUGGGACUCUUCUGCCAAUGCGGGCUUCUGCAAGGCCGGCGUGGAACCAUGGAUGCGCGUCAAUGAUGAUUUCAGGAGAGUCAAUGUUGCGGCGCAAAUGAAGCCAUCUUCUGAUGGUGAUCUCUCCGUUUGGCAAUUUUGGCAGCGAGGCCUAGAGAACCGGAAGAAGCACAAGGGCGCUUUUAUUUAUGGUAAUUUCAUCGCCGUCAAUCCAGAAGAUGACAAUGUCUUUGCGUAUACUAGAACGGGCUCUCAGGAUGGCACUUGGCUUGUCGUUCUUAAUUUCUCGAAAGAAGAACAAUUGUGGGAGGUCCCGCCCGAUUUUGAGCUGGAAGCCUGGGUUGCAGGUAAUUAUACCCCGAAUGCCCCAGACAAGGGUCGUCGGGGAACUAUCAGGUUGAAACCGUUUGAAGGCUUGCUUGGUCGAUGUGUGUAAACUGGGUAGGUUUAACUAGACGCAUCGUCAGGAUGUUAGAUAUUUCCGUAAGCAA
Messenger RNA from Xylona heveae TC161, 1995 nucleotides. RefSeq names its product glycoside hydrolase family 13 protein. Gene Ontology annotation, biological process: oligosaccharide catabolic process. Bases 165 to 1940 code for a protein of 591 amino acids. Gene Ontology annotation, molecular function: alpha-amylase activity. The record is from RefSeq and is a predicted model, not a curated record. Lineage: Eukaryota; Fungi; Ascomycota; Xylonomycetes; Xylonales; Xylonaceae. The transcript has 5 exons.